GUAUAUAAGAGCGGUGGAAAUCCUCAGAAGAGCAUCACUUAGCUGACUGAUAUUUCCAGAGCUAAUUCGUCUCGCAAUAAUGGCUUUCAAGUUUGCCCUUCUCUUUGGCCUCGUCGCCUUCGUCAGUGCUUGCUCUCAACAAGCUCCUGGAACCACCUUGACCACCGUCACCACCACCGUCACCACCGUCUCUGCUGAUGAAGGAGAUGAAGGAAUCCUGAGCUCUCACGACCGCAGUGUCAUCCGCAAGACCUGGGACCAAGCCAAGAAGGACGGCGAUGUCGCUCCCCAAGUUCUUUACCGCUUCGUCACUGCCCACCCCGAAUACCAAAAGAUGUUCAGCAAGUUCGCCUCUGUUCCCCAGAACGAACUUUUGGGCAACGGAAAUUUCUUGGCCCAGGCUUACACCAUCUUGGCCGGUUUGAACGUCGUCGUCCAGUCCCUGUCCAGCCAGGAACUUUUGGCCAGCCAAUUGAACGCUCUCGGCGGAGCUCACCAGGCCCGCGGAGCUACUCCCAUCAUGUUCGAGCAAUUCGGCGAAAUCUUGACCGGAGUCCUUGCUGAGGAGCUCGGCAGCGCCUUCAACGCUGAGGCCAAGAGCGCCUGGAAGAGCGGACUCGCCGCUUUGGUUGCCGGAAUCUCCAAGACCCUCAAGAAAUCGGAAGAUUUGGUCGAUCCCCAAACCAAGUUGUCCGGUCACAUGAUCGGUGAUGUUCAGAGGUCAUGGGAGAACAUCCGUGGAGGUCGCAACGCUAUGGUCUCCGACAUUUUCAUCAAGCUCUUCAAGGAGACUCCCCGCAUCCAGAAAUUCUUCGCCAAGUUCGCCUCUGUCGCUGCCGAUGCUCUGCCCGGCAAUGCCGAUUACGAGAAGCAAGUCGCCCUCGUCGCCGACCGCGUUGACACCAUCAUCUCCGCUCUGGAUGACAAACUGCAGCUUUUGGGCAACAUCAACUACAUGCGCUACACCCACACCGCUCGCAGCAUUCCCCGUGGAGCUUGGGAUGACUUCGGCCGUCUCCUCGUCCAGUCUUUGGCUGCUAAGGGUGUUUCUUCUGACGAUUUGGACUCGUGGAAGAGCGUUUUGUCCGUCUUGGUCAACGGAAUUUCCCCCAAAAACUAAACUUGUCGACCUUUGGUUCUCUUCUCAAGAAGUUUCAAAGGAAAGACAAAUUUCGUUAUUUUGUUUAAUUUUGUUUUGGUCUUACAAUAAAAAUCAGUAAAAAAAAAAUCAUCUAGUUCCUUUUUUUUCCAACACUGUUAUUAUUGCAAAAUUUGGUUUUUUAUUCAAAUAUUAAAAGUUGGAAGUGCACUGAUUCUAUCACAAGUGUCAUAGACGGAUAAGCAGGCCCAAUUUUUGCAUUGAGACCUACACAAGCAUCGCCCAACAAAACCUUCUGUUCUAACAAGUUCCAAUGUUACAUAUAUCAAAAUAAAAACGGUAUACAAGC
Messenger RNA from Daphnia pulex (common water flea), 1448 nucleotides. RefSeq lists its product as uncharacterized. The coding region runs from base 80 to 1120 and encodes 346 amino acids. The record is from RefSeq and is a predicted model, not a curated record. Gene Ontology annotation, cellular component: extracellular region; hemoglobin complex. Lineage: Eukaryota; Metazoa; Arthropoda; Branchiopoda; Diplostraca; Daphniidae. Gene Ontology annotation, biological process: oxygen transport. The transcript has 7 exons. Gene Ontology annotation, molecular function: heme binding; oxygen binding.